This is a messenger RNA of Phalacrocorax carbo (great cormorant), 8533 nucleotides long. Lineage: Eukaryota; Metazoa; Chordata; Aves; Suliformes; Phalacrocoracidae. The record is from RefSeq and is a predicted model, not a curated record.
GCUACAGACCUGAGCAGGCAGCUGUCCGUCAUAGAUAAGGGAAAGCAGAAAAGAGGACAGCACAUGAAAUACUCUUACUUGCUUGGAUUUAAACUCCAGCCCUAUAUGAAGUAGGACAUGCAAUCUGAAACCCUUCCCUGGGUUUAGAUGCCUUUGCAAGCCCUCUUGUGUUGGACUGCCAGCUCGCUAUCUCAGUGACAGCUCACGGAGAAGGUGGAGUUCUUGGUACUCACUACUUAGAUUCAGGCUAAAAGCUUGAAAACUUGCCUAGGAAGUAGGAAUCUGUGCUUGCUGUUGCCUUCCACUGCCAAGGAGAGCUCCUGAACCACCAGCUCGAAAGGAAAGUUGGAGUAGAGACAUCCAUUGAAACUGUGCAGGCUGAGUGGACCAUUAAUAAGCGGAUGGGCUCUGCUGGGAAGACUUGUCCUUACACCAUGACAGCUGACGAAUCAGAAGUUGGAGAGUUAGCUCUGGAGCCCCUGCUCACUUGCAAGCUAUGUCUCUGUGAAUAUUCCUUGGAUAAGAUGACCACUCUUCAGGAAUGCAGCUGCAUCUUUUGUACAUCGUGCCUAAAGCAGUACAUGCAGCUGGCAAUUCAAGAAGGUUGUGGUUCUCCUAUCACGUGUCCAGACAUGGUAUGCUUGAACCAUGGGACCCUACAAGAAGCAGAGAUUGCCUGUUUGGUGUCUGUUGACCAGUUUCAGUUAUACAAGAGGCUGAAGUUUGAACGAGAAGUCCACUUGGACCCCCAGAGGACAUGGUGCCCUGCAGCCGACUGCCAAACGGUGUGUCAUAUUGCACAGAGCCAGUCGGGAGCGCCAGUGCCGGUGGAGUGCCCAGCUUGCCGUCUGACGUUCUGCUCCUCUUGCAAGGAGGUGUGGCACCCGCAGAGCCUGUGCCAGGGAAACCAAACUACACCAGUGCUAACUGAGCAGGGAUCACUUAUUGGAACGGAGACAGAAGCACCAAUUAAGCAGUGCCCAGUUUGUCAGAUCUAUAUUGAGCGAAACGAGGGCUGUGCUCAGAUGAUGUGCAAGAACUGCAAGCACACGUUUUGCUGGUACUGUCUACAGAACUUGGAUAACGAUAUUUUCUUAAGACAUUACGACAGAGGCCCUUGCAGAAACAAGCUGGGCCACUCGCGGGCUUCGGUGAUGUGGAACAGAACGCAGGUUGUGGGGAUCCUCGUUGGACUAGGUAUCAUAGCAUUGGUGACCUCCCCCUUGCUGCUCGUGGCAUCUCCAUGCAUCAUCUGCUGCAUUUGCAAAUCUUGCCGAAGCAAAAAGAAAAAACACAGCCCGCUAACAACCUAAAACUCUGUGUCUGUUUGAGGCUCCAUCUGUACAGCAUAUGUAUGUGAGAAAGCACAAUGGUUGUAUUUUGGUGCCAUACCUACCAAAUAAUACUCCCCUUUUUUGCCAGUUCUUGGGAUAAGUGCCUAUUCUUUACAGGCUACUCUAUCACUAACAAGCCCCAGUGUGGGGAAAGUUUAGAUAAUUGUGCAGUACGUAUGGUAUAGAUUUUUGCUUUCUAAAAGGAAAACAGGGCACCAUUCAGUAGUUCAUACCCUUAAAUAUGAGCCACCUUUUGAGACUGCUAGAACUUUACCAUCUUCCGUCAGCUGCACGUGACUUGAUCCUGCAGUAUUACUCUGCCUUUGCAGACCCAGUUGUUAACGUCAUGUUUUCUGUUUGUUCUCGGUGAUGCUCAGAUUUCUCAGAAAAUUUUUGGUAUUCUUUAAAAGUGGGAGAAGGAAAAGCCUAAUGAAGUUGUUCUGCCUGCUAGCUUGCAUCCUGUUAAAGGUAUCAAACUGUUAAGAAAAUAUCUUUGACAGUGUCCUGUCAACUGGCUACCAUGGCAUUUCUUUCAGCAUUAAAAUCAAUUUGAUUUAUACUAUUGAUCUCAAUUAUAGAAGUAAACCCAACAAAAUUAUUUCUAAGAGAGGGCUCUCUCUUGAAAGACUGGACUACCCUGUGAAAGCUGUUAUUCUUUCAGAUCAAACAUGACAUAUCUACCUUAAAAUACAAGGAGUGUGCGUAUUUCCCUGCCAUUGGGCAUGCCUUUUGUCAGUAACAUGGGUAUAGAAAACUAACCCUGAAGUUAAUGUUUUAAGAAAGGCCAUGAUACAGUUCCGGUUUGUGUGCAGUAUUGGGAUCUUGGUUGUGUGUAUAUAGAGUGGCCACACCGGCAUGGAUACACAGAGUACAUAUGCACAAUUUAUUUUCUAGGCAGUCAUAUAUUUUUUCAACAGUUUGCAUGGGGUAGCAGCAAGAACCCUGUUAAAAAGUUACUCAGACCAGGCUGAGCCAAAUCCUACUUUAAAACCUUAUGGACCUGCUGAAGUGAAUACUUGAGAAAUGCUGUGUAAAUGUAAGCUCCAUCCAUUGGUGGGUAUUUCUUCUGUCCCACUCAAAGUUAACAAACCCUGUUACUGAUAAUUUUUAGUUACUCUGAAUCUGAAAGGCUGUCAUUUAACGAACCCUUCGUUUUCAUUCGGUGCCUCACCACCACACUGAUUCAGACCCUGGUAUCAGUUACACCUGUAUAAGUUCACUGAAACCUCACCGAAGAGCUGGAGUUACUCCAGGCUUGCUCAGGAGCAGCUGACAUCAGACUCUGCUCUCUGGAGUUUGUUUCCUUAAUGGCUGGUGCUCCUCACAACCCUGGCUGGUGGUGGCUUUUGGUCUGGACCCCUGUCUGUGCAUUUUAUCUGCGGGAAUUGAUAUGAGUUUGCACUAUAGAUUCCGUUGUCAUUCCAGUCCCCUUUCGGUAAGGGCUGCAAGGUUUAAAUGAGAUGCUCAGCCUGGGCAUUGUGUCAGGCUCACCUCCACUGGUCUGCCCUCCUCCGUGCACACAGUGCAAGGCACCCAAAGAGUUCUGCGAGGAGCGUCUUUGCUGUUGCAUUUGGCUGAGCCUCAGGAACUUUGCCUUCUUGGCAGCCGUAAAUGUGACCUUUUUUUGUUUAACUUCGCUCUCUGGUUACUGUAACAGAAGUGGUAGAUGUUCUUAUUUUAAGAAAGUAUAGUCUGUUGAGCAGACUAGCAGGGACAAAAGCCUUAAAUGAUAUUGUCUGUUCUACUUUUUAAUUGAUUUCUUUUAUAAAUACUGUCUGACUGCUACCAGUCAUGACUAGAGGGCAGGCAGUACUCGCCAAUGUGAAAAGCUGUAUUUAUUCUCCAUCCACAGCUUCGAAUGGAAGCAGAAAGGUAGUCAGUACAUUCUAAAUACAGAGUGCAAUGCAGGCAACUGCCAUUUAUAAUAGAGAAUGUUUUCUGUAUGUGUUUUCUUUAAAAGUGGUAAUGGUAGUGCUCUGGGGUACUUGUGACAGAUUAAGGUGUCCAGCCCUUGGCUUUGCACUAUUUUUCUACCUAGGUUUUUAUGGCACUACUGUCAUUUCAGUUUUAUUUAUGAACUUGCAGUUGAGACUCUUACUUAACAAAGCCUCAAGGACAAAGAUAUAGGAGCUAUACAGUCUCUUUAACCAUAACCAGCAUUGCAAUGUACCAAUAUCCUUUGCAUGUUAAAAUUUGUGGAGUUUUCAUGUUUCGUGGUCUUACCUAUGUCCAAUGCACCUUCUGCUAGACCAGUUUCUUUCUUUGUCCUCUCCCUUGUUCCCUUGGCCUGUUUUUGCUAAAAUGCCUAACGGAAUGAAGGUGUCUCAUAGUUUUUUCAUUAAUAGUGCUUGUUAAUGAAACUGCCAAGUUCUUUACCCUGUAAAGAAAUGCAACUGAAGGCAGUCAUCUUGCCCAGAAUGCACUAAUGGAUACAAGGUCACCAUUUGUAUUUAAUACAAAUUUGACCUUUUUCAGUUCUUUAAAUGUUGUCUAAAGUUAAUGCAGAUCUCUCUGUAGAUUGGGAACUUGUUUAAAUGAUUUGAAGGGUAAUAUUUUAUGAAAGCAUUGUAUAUAUGCACGGCUGUAAAGUCAGGGAAAACAACACUCUUCAGCUUAUUUUUAACUCCUCAGUUUGAGUGCAGAGUAACUUCUUUCUGAGACUAAUACCCACAGAGCAGAAGGAAAGUGUGCCUUUUCCAUGUGCACAUUUUACUGCUGGUGCCAGUUUAGGUGCCUGGUGGGGGUACCAAAAGUGGUAGAAAUUCAGUAUGCAGAUGUUAGCACAACCUGACAGCCAGAAUGCCAGUCCAGACAUCUAAGGAGCGUGUACGCUGAUUAGUAGCAGUGGUCCAGGAUUUAGCUGGGGGUCUUUACAUAAAAUCUGGAUAAAGAGAGCAUGAGCUACAGGCACACCUUCCUUUGGCUGUGUAGAUGCAACAAAUUGUCGAAGAAAGGAGCUCUAGAAAUACUUUAGAGCUUAAAAUAGAAGUCUUACAAAGAUUGUUUUCUUUAAAAGGUGGUGCCCAGUGUACCAUGUAUCCUGGCUUUUCAUUGCAUUGGGCUACCUGAGCACAUGCAUUAAGUGGACCCUGAACUGGCCAGCACAGGAGGACACACUAACUCUGCCAAGUAAAGCUGUGCCUAUGCUGAAGUGCUGGGAGCAGUAGGGCCCUGUUGACUUUCUUUUCCAGAAGGCAGCUAUUUAGCACCAACUGUUUGUGCUCACAGAGUUUUCAGAGAAACAUUUUAGCAAGAACCUUUUUACAGCGUUGGUUUUUGGUUUGGGGUUUGGUUUUUUUUAAACUGUAUAAGAAAAAUUAAGUCACUUUAUAAGGGAUUUAUUGCAAGCGUGACAAAUAAUACUAAGAGAAAUUAGGGAGAAAGAAACAAAAACAGGACUUUGACUACUUGUGACUCUUCUAAAUCAAUGUAUCUGUAAACCUACCCUCUUGAACCCCAUCUGUGUGAUGUGGUGCGUGUUAGUACCACGCUUCACUGCUCUUAUCAACUCUCUUCUUUCCCCUGCGGCAGGUCAUCUGGUGCGUGGGUAGCACCCAGGGGAGAGCUCAGGGCUGUGGCAGGGCAGGGCACUAUGCAGGAGCUGGAGUCUACGACACACCACCCACCCUGGCUCCAUUGCCAAUUUGCCCUGGGGCCUUUAACCACUGAAAGAGACCUUGGGGUUUGUAGGCUGGUAGCGUUACAUUGAUAGUGUCCACGGAUGUCUCCCUUGGAGAACAACAGUGGCAACUACACUAUUCCCUCUGAACAUGGAGCAUUCAGUCCUUCUGAAGAUUGGGCUCUCGAUGAUUAAAGAUUAGAUCCUAAAAUUAGACUGCAGUGCUAUAAAUCUGGAUUUUUACUGCAGCCGGCCACACAUGUCCAUGGCCCCAUAUCUCCUUGUAAUUUCAUGUCAGUCUCUGAAUCUGUGUCAAAUAUAGCUGAGGAUCCCACUCAGCAUCUCAUGUCCUUGUGUUAAAAUGAGGAUGAUGAUGCCUGCUCCCAAAACCACUUGUUAAUAAAAAGAAAAUAUUUGUCAUGCCAUAGCAUAAGUACUUCCCUGCAGUAUUUAUUCUAGGACUAUGGGAGGUGGUCAAUGGUGCUGUUCAGUAUUUGAUGAUUUAUUAAUGGUGCAUGGGUUUGCUUACCUCAAAAAAGGACAUGAGGGGUAACAGUGAUUAAUGUUGCUACAGUACUUUAAUGAUGCUAAAUGCUACAUACUGUUGUCUGUCCUGUAACAUAGUAUAAAGUCCAAAGAUAAGUUUAUAAUGUAUGUCAUUUUUACUUGAGUGAACUAAGAAAAACUGGAUAUUACCUUCAUAUUUGUUUGCAGCUAUACAAGUGGACAGAAAUCAACUGCAUUUCCACAAUGGGACAAUGAAAUCAGCUUUUGGCUGCUCUGUUCUCCGGUACCACAGCGGGUGGUUGUGCUGUAGUGCCUGCCGCUUUAAAAGUUUGAAAUCGCUUUGCACUGUAAUCUCCUUCACCCAGUCACUCUCAUCUUUCUCAGACAAGUUCCUUUUAUGAUCCUAUUUUUCAUCCUCUAUCUCAGGCCAAAGAUUCUUAGUGUGAAAUUAGUACAAUUCUUUGUACGAGGAUAAAAACCUUCCCACGAUUUUCUCCCAGGUAUUAGUAAGAAAUUUGAUGCUGAGAUAAAUGACCAAAGAUAGAAAUUCCAGACUUGGCUGGUUUAGAAAAACUCAUUCAGACUUAAGAAGUUGUCUUGGAAGGCCUAAAUAAGGACUGCUUUGUUAGAGCUCAUAGGUGAAGGAGCCCUACAGCUUUUCAGAUUCAUGGGAGAGCUGCUUCUAUUGUUGAGCAGACUUUUCUGGAAAUGUGCCGGGGAAAAAAUCUACAUCCUAUAUACAUAUUUUUAUUAUAUAAAUCAAAAAAGCUACUCGUGUAUGGUUUCAUAUUUUAGGGAUACAAACCCCCUGGAGGCUUUCUAGGUUGUGCUUAUACAGAAAGAUAAUUUUAAAAACACACUAAAACAGUUGAACAGAGUGUGCUAGUUAUAAAAAUUGUAAGACAUCUCUCACACAUAAGCGUGUAGGAUCAGACCCAGAUUUACAUGGCUGGUAAUAAAGAUGUGAAAAUUUACCUCUCCUGGAGCAUCGAGAGUUGACUCUUCUGUGGUCUGCUGGAAGCUGAACUUACUGCUAAGGUUCUGGAAAACUUGAGUUUAAUUUUUAUCUGUCCUCUAGUUAGUAAAGUAAUGAAGUGAGAGCUCAAUGGUCUUGCUGAACAGGAAGCCCAAAGGUCUGUUGUGUGUCACUGCACUCAAGUUAAUCAGAACCAAUGUGAUUUUAUGAUUAUAAUUUAUACAAUUCAUAUAUAAUUUAUAAUUAGUAAUUAUAAAAUAUUAAUUUUUACAUAUCAUUGCCUUUUAUCAUAUGAUAGAUUUAUUUUUGUUGCAUUCAUACGUGAAGCCUUUCUGCUUCCUGUGGAGAAGGUCAUGGUGUUCCUGGCAAGGUAAAUUCCUAUGAUUUGGUGCAGUCCACAGUAAACAUUUACCGUAAUUUUUUAGUUAUAUCAGAGGUUUUGUUAUGAUCCCACAAGUUAGUUCUUUGACUCAAGCAAACUUCUAUUGUUAGGAGAGGUGGUUUCCUAACAAUGAAUCUUAUUGGCCAUCACAGUUUGGGCUAUACGAGAUUAUACUGGUUGACAAGGUCCACCAGAUUUUUAGAGAACAUUUAGAGAGCCUCAUUCCUUCCCCUUCUGCCAAAGAGGCUUUGUCUUUUCUUGGCUGAAAAUUAAGGACUUCAGACAUUUGCUUGUGCCUUCUGCAUGUCCAAACAGAAGCAGCAGCUUCGGGGGCCACGUGCCGGGAGAUUUCAGACAGGUUGAAUGUGUGGUGCUGCAGCACAUGUGCAGUGAGUUGCUUAAAAUUCAGGAAGGUGCCUGAGUUUUAUGGCUUGCUGGGGCCCAUGCAGUGGAUGUGGUGCACAAGGGACUCAUCCAGGCGGCUUCAUGAGCGCGGUGAGCUGUACGGUGCUGGGCCAGUGCUGCACUGUCGCCGUGAUGCCGGGCUGUCUCACCAUGCACAAGCAUAUCCCAGAGUUUCAUAGGGGCUGUAUCUCAAGCUGGCCCUUUCCAUAGCCACCCACCCACCCCUGAACUCCCCAAAUUCCACAGCGAAUUUCUGUUUUGUUUUUCAGUCUCUGCUACUGGCCUGUUUCAGUUUCAGAGAGACCUCAGUUCAGAUGAGUUAUUUGGAGCUCAGCUAGUCGAAGCAUUCACUUUGCCUAGGAAGCAAGUCUUGUGAAUGAAGAAAAGCAGAACUGCUAUAUACUACACUGACAUUAGCGUCACAGGCGCCAAGGGUCACCUUGUGGGAACCGUUUAACUGCCUGAGCAUUGCUUAUUUCUGGAAAAAACCCUGUGUAUUUUAAAUACAAGUGUGGUUCGAAGUGUUCGAGUCUGACAGUGGGGUGUGUUUCUGAGUGCUGAUAUGGGCUGCCAGCAGUUGUGGACCCCCAUCCUGCCCGGUCUGAGGCAGGUACUUGGCUCUGCGCGUUGCAAACAGAGGCACUGGGAUUAGCCAGGGUAUUCGCAGCGCUCCCAGCUCUUCUCAGUUUAAGUUCUCCUGGAUGGACUGAUGCUGCUUUCAGAUGCAUUUGUUUGAAAUAAAGCCUUGGCUUGAGAGGAGCAGGAGAGAGGGCACUUCAUUGCUGUGCGGGGCGAGUGGCACAGCAAGGAGCAGUUUCGUCUUGGCAGGAGGAAUUGCAUUCCUCUCCACAGGGGCAGCUCUUCUUCUUCGGGCGGGGGCGGACUUGUCUCCUGCGCGGCAGCACACAGGGGUAAAUUCCUGCUCAGUGUCUAGGUGUUGUUUCCCCGGUACCUGUUUAGGCUAACAUUUUGUUUAUCUGGGUUUUUUUUCUUUUCCUCCAGGUAAUAUGCUUUCUUCACCACUUUUCUCCUGGUGAAGGGCAAAAGAGUUUGAUCUUUGUAAGAUUUGUUAAAAUAUUUUUAUGUUUAUAAGAGGAAAGCUGAUAUGUAUAAAGAAAUAAGUGCUUUUGUAAAUUUUUUGUUGUAUGAUUCAGCAUUUAAACGUUUUACAGAUGCAAUUUUUUGCACUCUCUCUGCAUAUAUUCAUAAAAAUAUAUUUAUUUUCUGUCUUUAAGAUUUACUUUGGGGUUUUUUCUUCUAAUGUUAUAAAGUGCAGUAUGUGCAACAUUAAAAAAUUAGUGUAAAACCGU